AUGCAGCACGGCAGCUUUUGUACACGCUUGUUGCUACAAGAGGCUGCCCACAAUAGAGUGGCCGGCCCCUAUAGAUGUAUGCCUUCCACAUGGCCCACUGUGCCAGGAGGGCCCCCAUUUGCACCAGGAUUGUGGACUCAACACACACCUAUAAAUGACCUCUUCCUAAAAUACAAAGUGAACAAAAAAGAGGAGAACCAAACCAAAAGUGUGGUGCAGACUGAAGAAGACCAUGUUGUCUCGCUGUGAGCUCAGUGUGUGUCACGUGUUUGUGUUGGUGCUGUGUGUGUCUGCGUCUGAGGACUUCGACUGGACAAAGAACGACCACGGCUCCUUCUAUUAUGGCACUUUUCCAGCUGGAUUUUCGUGGGGAGCCGGCAGUUCAGCCUAUCAAACAGAGGGAGCCUGGGACAAGGAUGGAAAAGGACUGAGCAUCUGGGACAUAUUCAGUCACAAGAAAGGCAAAAUUCAGCUGAAUGAUACAGGAGAUUCCUCUUGUGAGGGCUACUACAAAGCAAAGGAUGACGUCGCGUUGAUGAAGGAGCUGAGGCUAAACCAUUAUCGCUUCUCCAUCUCCUGGCCUCGACUCAUUCCCACUGGUCUCAAAUCCGAUCAUAUCAGUGAAAGAGGAAUUCAGUACUAUAAUGAUCUGCUUGACCACCUGCUGGGAAACCAGAUCACUCCCAUCGUGACAUUGUAUCACUGGGAUCUCCCACAGGUCUUGCAAGAGAGAUAUGGUGGAUGGCAGAACAUAAGCAUGGUCAAUCAUUUCAAUGACUUUGCAAGCCUGUGCUUUGAGAGAUUUGGCAACCGAGUAAAAUACUGGAUUACUUUCAGCAAUCCAUGGUCUGUAGCAGUGGAAGGCUAUGAAACGGGCGAGCACGCUCCUGGACUGAGGACGAGAGGAACGGGAGCAUACAGGGCUGCCCAUCACAUUAUUAAGGCUCAUGCUAAAGUUUGGCACACAUACGACACACAGUGGAGGGCAAAACAAAAAGGUCUUGUCGGCAUCUCCCUGACUGCAGACUGGGGAGAGCCUGUCGACAUCAGCAACCAGAAGGACAUUGAAGCAGCUGAGCGAUACGUCCAGUUCUCCCUGGGCUGGUUCGCCACGCCUAUCUUUCAUGGGGACUACCCUCAAGUGAUGAAGGACUUUAUUGGGAGGAAAAGCGCCCAGCAGGGUCUCGGGGCAUCUCGCCUGCCCUCAUUUUCCCCUCAGGAGAAAAGCUACAUCAAGGGCACCUGUGACUUCCUGGGCAUUGGUCACUUCACCACGCGUUACGUCACCCAGAAAAAUAACCCGUCAGGCCGCGGCACCAGCAGCUACUUCAUGGACCGCGACUUGGCUGAACUGGUUGACCCCCAGUGGCCUGACCCAGGCUCUGAGUGGCUCUAUUCUGUGCCGUGGGGUUUUAGACGUCUGCUUAAUUUUGUUAAGACUCAGUACGCAAACCCAAUGAUUUACGUGACUGAGAAUGGAGUCUCUGAGAAGAUGCAAUGUACAGAGCUGUGUGAUGAUUGGAGAAUACAGUAUUUUAAAGACUACAUCAACGAGAUGCUCAAAGCUGUCAGAGAUGGGGUCAAUGUGAGAGGUUAUACUGCAUGGUCCCUCAUGGACAAGUUUGAGUGGGAUGAAGGCUUCACCGAGAGGUUUGGUUUGUAUUAUGUGGACUUCCGUAACAAAAACAAACCUCGCUAUCCCAAAUCUUCAGUUCAGUUUUACAAGCGCAUCAUCAGCUCCAAUGGAUUUCCAAACCAGAGAGAGGUUGAGAACUGGAGGAAGAAGGCUGUUGAGACCUGCUCAUCAAGCAACCAGCUCCUUGCUGCAGAGGAACAGCGGAGUACUGCUGCCAAUAUUCUAAGACUUAUACAUGACCCACUGACCAGCCACAUGGAGAUGGUCACAGAGAUUGUUGUUCCAACUGUGUGCACACUCUCCAUUUUACUGAGUGCCAUCUUCCUUAUGUUCCUGCUGCAGAGGCGGAACUAGCAGAAAGAAAAGCAAAGCCCGCAAUACACAACCGUGAGAAGACACACACACACACAUUUAUUUUUAAGUGAAGCAGAUAUUUAAUGAAUUGGGUGUGUGAACAAAAAUACAGUCAACAAUUUGGAUUGAACUUCAUUUUGAUGUGGAAAUGAAAACUUC
This is a messenger RNA of Nerophis lumbriciformis (worm pipefish), 2149 nucleotides long. The record is from RefSeq and is a predicted model, not a curated record. Lineage: Eukaryota; Metazoa; Chordata; Actinopteri; Syngnathiformes; Syngnathidae.